AUCUGUAAGGAUGAUGAUCCCUUCUUUGCUGGUGGUCGCCGCUAUGGUGGCCUGUUCCAGCGCUGAUCCUAUUUUCGGUUGGUAUGAUUUGUGUCAAGAGUGUCCAUCGUCGGAAGAAGGAGAUGUGUUUACGGAAACUUGGUGUGAAUGGAUGUGUGAAACAAUUGAGGAAGAGAAGUGUGCUACAACUUUACCUACAAGUACAACACAAGCAUCAACUUCAUCUACAACAAAGUCUUCGACAACUUUUUCAACGACGUCUUCAAUAUCUACAACGUCACAAAAAUCAUCACAGAACGAAUCAUCGACGAUGCAGAAUAAAGCCGCAAACUCAACUGCUACCUAAAAACACAAAUUAUUAAAUUUUUUUAUACGGGGUGUUCCGUUUUUAUUGUUACAAAUUUAAACAGGUGAUUAAAAAUUCAAUUUUAAGAUAAAAGUUUUCUAUAAACAUGUAUCGAAAAAUAUUAUAUAAGAGAGCUACACUCCCUAAAAGAGGUGCAUCUGGAUUUUUUCCAAUAUUUCAGAAAACAUUGUAGAUAAAAAUGCAAAAUUUUGGUACAACUGAUAACCUUUAUACAAUCAAACGAAUUCAAAACUAAAAUGUCAAAAUUUUUACUCAAGG
Molecule: messenger RNA, 625 nt
Organism: Tribolium madens (black flour beetle)
Lineage: Eukaryota; Metazoa; Arthropoda; Insecta; Coleoptera; Tenebrionidae
Product: cell wall protein DAN1-like
Exons: 2
Coding region: 11-346 (111 amino acids)
Source: RefSeq, a predicted model, not a curated record